CUACUCACCUCUUCCGCAACCUCUCAAAAACCAAAAACCCCCACACAAUCCGCCAAAAUGGUCUACACCAUCGUUGUCCACAUGCGCGCCAAGCCCGACGAGGAGAGCAUCAACAAGCUGCACGCCAAGCUCCUCGAGGCCUCGGCCGUCUACUCCAAGGACAAGGAGACCCUCUCCUGGUUCGUGAUGCAGAGCGUCCACGACAAGCAGGACUUCUGCAUCGUCGAGCGCUACCUCAACGAGGGCUCCCAGAAGUACCACCUCGAGAACCCCUACUGGAAGACCUUCGACCCCUACGUCAUCCCCUUGCUCGAGAAGGAGAUGGAUCUCCGUCGGUUCGAAGAGCUGGUGCCCGGCGAGGAGCAGAAGCAGUAGACUUGGGGAAUCAAAAAUGGGUUUCUGCGUGGUGAAUCCCACUGUCUUGUACAUAUGACGCAGUUUUGAGGAAUUUAUUGCGCCGGUCCCUCUGGAGGGAUUCUCGGGUGCGGAGAUAUGAUGUUUCUACUGAGUUUGUGCAAUAGUCGCGUUGCUGGGGGGCAUUUUGGAUACACGUAGUUGAUUGCAUGGAUCUAAAUCACUAGACUAC
Molecule: messenger RNA, 586 nt
Organism: Aspergillus aculeatus ATCC 16872
Lineage: Eukaryota; Fungi; Ascomycota; Eurotiomycetes; Eurotiales; Aspergillaceae
Product: putative quinol monooxygenase
Exons: 2
Coding region: 58-375 (105 amino acids)
Source: RefSeq, a predicted model, not a curated record